Molecule: messenger RNA, 1564 nt
Organism: Cimex lectularius (bed bug)
Lineage: Eukaryota; Metazoa; Arthropoda; Insecta; Hemiptera; Cimicidae
Product: juvenile hormone epoxide hydrolase 1-like
Exons: 7
Coding region: 111-1478 (455 amino acids)
Biological process (GO): epoxide metabolic process
Molecular function (GO): epoxide hydrolase activity
Source: RefSeq, a predicted model, not a curated record
GAGGCAUCCGUUGUGACCUUCUCAGUGGGCAAUUCACCGUGGCCUAGAACACAUCUAGGAACGCCGGAUAAAUCCAUGUAAUACGCGAUCCGUACAAAUAUUUUCCGAACAUGGGAUGCUGUUUGAAGAUGUUUGGCCUGGUGACGUUGGUGUCUGCCGUUCUGCUUGGACUUGGUUGGCACUGGCUGACGACGGUUCCGGAUGUGCCCAACAUCAAAACUGAAUACUGGGGCCCAGGUACACCAAAGCCUGACGACAAGUCCAUCAGGCCCUUUAUAAUAAACGUAUCCGAUGAGGUAAUUAACGACCUUAAAGAUAGGCUUGCGAAAACCAAACUGACCAAGCCUUUAGAAGGAGUUGGCUUCCAGUACGGCUUCAACACGGGCUACUUAGCAAAGAUCCUCGAUUUCUGGAGGACCAAAUACGACUGGAAAGAGCGCGAAGUCUAUCUGAACAAGUACCCGCAGUUCAAGACGCAAAUCGGCGGACUUCAGAUCCAUUUUCUCCACGUCAAGCCCGACCCUAAGAAAGCCAAAGGCAAACAAACCAUUCCACUCCUUAUGCUUCAUGGGUGGCCAGGCUCAGUCCGAGAGUUUUAUGAAAUCAUACCCAUGCUCACAACCCCAAAACCUGAGCAUGACUUUGUGUUUGAGGUCGUAGCGCCGUCGCUUCCAGGUUAUGGGUUUUCUGACGGUGCUUCAAAGCCUGGACUAGGCCCUGUUCAUAUGGCAGCGCUCUUUAAUGACCUCAUGGUUAGAAUUGGACACCAAAAAUACUACAUCCAGGGUGGUGACUGGGGUUCUAUCAUAGGUGUUUCUCUGGCAGUCAUCAGACCAAACAAUGUUCUUGGUUAUCAUUCCAACAUGUGCUUUGUAAACAGUGCUUUGGCUAAGUUACAAACAUUGGUAGCUUAUUUUUUCCCAUCUUUGUUGAUCGAAAAACACAUGCAGGCAGAUUAUCCAAACACAUUUUUUAAUCUUAUUCUCGAAAGUGGAUACAUGCAUAUUCAGGCAACUAAGCCUGACACUGUUGGUGUUGCUCUUAGCAACUCUCCAGCAGGGCUUGCAGCUUACAUCUUGGAAAAAUUUUCAACCUGGACGAACAAGGCAUGGAGGGAUCUCUCUGAUGGAGGUCUAGAGCAUUACGACAAAGCUGCAUUGCUUGAUAAUGUUAUGAUUUACUGGAUUACGAAUAGUAUCACAUCUUCAGUGAGACUGUAUAGUGAAGCAUUCAGCAAAAAUUAUCAAGCUCUCCGUAUGGACGAAAUCCCUAUGUUGAGACCCACAGGCUGUGCAAGGUUCAAAAACGAACUUGUCUUUUCAUCAGCUUCAAUGCUCACCCAUCAUUUGAAAGAUUUAGUUCAAAUAACGGACUAUGCCGAUGGCGGUCAUUUUGCUGCUUUCGAGGUCCCUGACGUUCUUGCUGCGGACAUCUGGAAAUUUGUUAAGACUGUUAGGCUAAGAAAGUCAGCAGUGUGAUAAUGCUGACAGUUUGCUUUUCAUUAUGUUUGUUGUUGCUUGUAUUAUAGUUAUCAUAUCGUCAAUAAAUUGUAAAACUUUUUAAA